CGGCGCUCGCCAGGGCAAGCCCGGGCCGCCGGGACCUCGGCCCGCUCCCGGACCCGAGAGGCCGCUGCACCGGGCCUCAGCCACCCCUCCGGAUGCUGGUGCUGCCGUCCCCUUGCCCCCAGCCCCUGGCGCUUCCCUCUGUUGAGGCCAUGGAGGCCCCUCCCCCUCGGACAGGCAGGUCCCCUGAACCUGGACCUUCCUCCUCCACUGGAUCUCCCCAGACUUCGUCCCCUCCAAGGCCCAACCACUACCUUCUCAUUGACACCCAGGGUGUCCCCUACACAGUGCUGGUGGACGAGGAGUCGCAGAGGGAGCCUGGGGCUGAUGGGGCUUCUGCGCAGAAAAAGUGCUACAGCUGUCCUGUGUGCUCCAGGGUCUUCGAGUACAUGUCUUACCUUCAGCGACACAGCAUCACCCACUCAGAGGUGAAGCCAUUCGAGUGUGACACCUGCGGGAAGGCAUUCAAGCGGGCCAGCCACCUGGCACGGCACCACUCCAUUCACAGAGCCGGCGGUGGGCGACCCCACGGCUGCCCGCUCUGCCCUCGCCGCUUCCGGGAUGCGGGGGAGCUAGCCCAGCACAGCCGCGUACACUCCGGCGAGCGCCCGUUUCAGUGCCCACACUGCCCGCGCCGCUUUAUGGAGCAGAACACGCUGCAGAAGCAUGCCCGGUGGAAGCAUCCAUGAUCUGGUAUCAUGCAUCCCAGGGUUGUAGGACUACUGAAGCCCUGAGACACUUGUGGAGGUGCAGGCCUGCUCUCAGGGCCCUGGACACAGAUGAAACUGGCCUCCUCUGGAAGUGAUUCCCUUCCUGGAGGAGGAAUCCCUAAGCCAUUGCUGCCAGCUUGGUGCUUUAGAGCUGUGAUGGGCACAGUGAGCCCUCACACAGAAUGGGGUCCUUUGGCUCUGAAGACCUGGGGUGGUCCAUGAUAGAGCCCUGACUGGAGGGGCCAAGGGAGAGAAUGUUGUGCCUGAAAACUUGCCCCUUCAAGAAAGCAGCCCUUGGGAGGCCCCACUGUCUUCCUGAGGCCACUAUGCUGACACUGGGCAGGGUCCAGACCUGCCUUCUUUUCCCAACCAGGACUUGAGGCUGGACACCCAAUAAACAGCUUCCCACUCUGAGCACUUGUUCUUGGAGACUGCAUCUUGGACCUUCUUUGCUCACCACCUAGUAGAACCUGCCUCCUGUGGGCCUUGGCUGUCCUGGUUAGGGAAUAGGACUGUUGGCCUGCCCUAGCGUCAGGCUCAUCUCAGCUCCUGAAGACUUGUGUCAUCUGGAAGAGUGUUUUAAAACUUUCUUUAAACAUAACCCACUGUAACAUACAUGUUUUAUAUGAAGCCCAAUGUACAGAUACACAAAAUGUAUGUAAAAGGAGUUUCUUCAACAAUAGCCACCUUUAGUAUGUGCAGGGCCCCUUGAUUUUUUUUCUUUUCUUUUUUUUUUUACUAUUUUUAUUUUAAAUGUAGAGUCCAUCCUACUAUAUUAAAUCUCUGCCCAUGAACCUGCAGUUUGGAAAACACUGAUCUAGGACAGAUGGCUCCCCCUGGACCUUCUGAUCCAGGCUGCAAUUUGUCUGUAAGUGAAGCAGGAGGGGGAUGGUUGCAGUUCUCUUGCUUGGAGCAGACAUUCAGACUCUCUUCGAAGGGUUGAAACCUUGCACUCAUAAGGGCUUCACAG
This is a messenger RNA of Urocitellus parryii (Arctic ground squirrel), 1677 nucleotides long. RefSeq names its product zinc finger protein 581 (gene Znf581). Gene Ontology annotation, molecular function: RNA polymerase II cis-regulatory region sequence-specific DNA binding; DNA-binding transcription factor activity, RNA polymerase II-specific. Gene Ontology annotation, biological process: regulation of transcription by RNA polymerase II. The record is from RefSeq and is a predicted model, not a curated record. Lineage: Eukaryota; Metazoa; Chordata; Mammalia; Rodentia; Sciuridae.